AUGGCAAAGCUCAACAUCAACUUCCUCAGCUUCCCUGCUCUCAUGAUGAUCGUCUUGUUGGUUUCUAAUGGAUUACCAAAGGCGGAAGCGCAAACAUGCUUUAAAGGCGAAGCUCAGGAGGGUGUGUGUGUUCAAGUUGACGGCGGAGCACUGUGUAACGUUGCUUGCAAGGUACUCAAUACAACUUGGUCUGGUUUAUGUGAAGAAGAAGACAACGAGUUACACUGUCACUGCUACGGACCUUGUUAA
Molecule: messenger RNA, 249 nt
Organism: Arabis nemorensis
Lineage: Eukaryota; Viridiplantae; Streptophyta; Magnoliopsida; Brassicales; Brassicaceae
Source: the annotation of a GenBank genome assembly